AUGAACCGAAGCCAUCGAAUUGAAAGUGCAAAGAAGCUGAUAUACUCUGGAGUGGAACUGGAGUACAGUUCCAGACUGGUGGAAAGACUACAGGAGUAUAAGCUGAUCAGCCAUAGUCAGUUCAGGAACACCGAGGACCCCGGAGACGCCCUCUUCCAGGAGAUAUCGUCACAGCUACACGUAUACAAGUGGAUUGACGACGGUAAAAUGCCCAUCGGUAACGUGAAUAAAGUGACGACGGCGAGACGGGACAGCUUUAGACCGCCUUGGGUCAAAGACAAGGACGCGGAGGCACCGCCAGCAUGGACCCAAAAGAAGCUGAAACCUGUGGAAAGCACCACGAAGACUAUGGACACCACGUCGAAAUCCGUCGACGAACCCGCUCCGAAAUCUUUGAAACCUGUGCUAAAGAAGCAAACGACAAUUAAAGAUAAUCAGAACGGAGUAGCUGAAGAAGUGGAAGAGAAACUCGUAAAGCCCUCAGCUGCGAAAGAGGCAGAUAAAGCAAACAGACCCGCUGAUGAAAAACCACGCUUUACUAAAUCGGCGUUGAAAACUGUGAAAACAAUACAGACUGAAGAUAAGAACGAAAAAUUACCGGAAAAACCAACACUAAAAACCGUUAAAACUAUUGAUGAAAAACCUAAAGAAAAAAGUGUUACGAUCAUAGACCAAAAACACACGGAGAAGAACGAUCCAAAACACAAUAAUCCGAUAAAUAACAAGACCACAAAUGGUAAAAUAGUUUUAAAUGAAGAGAAAUCCGAGGAUAAGAUCAAAGACUUAAAGCCGAAAUCUAAAACAGAAGAAAAAUUGAAACCGGCAGAUGGUAAUAAGGUAGAAGGAAAAGGAAAAUUCGCAGAAAGAUCAAAGAAAGAAGACAAAAAUAUAACAGUUGAAAAACUUAAAUCCACAGAGAAGACUAAUAAAUCUAAGGAAGACGAGAAAACAAAACCCGAAGAUAAGACAAAAAUGGCAACUAAACCACCGCUUGAAAAAUCUACUUCAAAGCUACCACCCACACCUCGAAAGACUUCGCUGCAAAAAGCACCAUCGAAAGAUGAAGUAAACAUGAAAAAGUGGAGAGAUCCACUACACGAAAGAGUAAAAGAAAACAUUGACAAAACACUGGCAAAUGAAAUCCCCAAGGGACAUACGCUCACAAAGAACGAAAGCUUAAGAAGUCUCUUGAAGCCCACACCACCACCAAUGCCUCCGCCAUUGCCACCGAAAAUGCCGCCACCGCCAGAAUUCAAGAAAGCUCCACUUGAUCCGACAAAGUUAAAGAAGUUAGAUUCGCUCCGCAGCAGGCCGAGGAAGAGACCUGACUGGAGCGACAUGAUGAAGGAAGUGGAGCAGGGAAAGAAGCUCAAACAUGUUGUUUGUAACGAUAGAUCAAGCCCAAUUAUUACGCGAUCAGCGGUGGUUAAAAAUAAAGGCCAAUUUAUUUUCGAAUCGGAAAAGCCAAAUUCCCACAAUGAGUUACUUAAAGAAAUAUCCAAAGGUGUGAAGCUAAAGAAGGUGAAAACAAACGACAGGAGUAAGCCUAAUUUGGAGGGCUUAAGAAAAUUCAGAAGGCAAAUGACAAUCGAAGAACAAGUGCAGAAAUCAAUGUCGCAAGCGAAUCUGGCCAAUUCUCCAUCUGGAAUUUUAGUGCCUGGAGUUCCAGAGGUUCCAGCACCGGAAGAGGACGAUAUUGACGAGAUGGAUGACAUUGAUAAGGUUAGAGAUGAUCUCCAAUCGACGAAACAGCUUCUUGCUAUAGAACUAAGAAAUAAAGAAGCUCAAGAACGAGAAAAUAAACGACUUCUGACAAGGAUACAAAACUUGGAAGCGGAAUUAGCCAGGGAGCGAGCUAUUAUUAAACAAGAGCAACACAAAACAGUUAUAUCAGUUACUGAUGCGUACGACGAGAGACUUGUAAAUAACCUAAAAAUGGAGGUUGAAAAGGCGAAAGAGACUGCUGAUAAUUUGGAAAAACAAUAUUUGGAAGCAGCAGAAGAAAGAGAUACAGCCCAAUCAGAGCUCGAAGAAGUUAAAAGAAGGAAUGCAGAAUUAGAAAAGAAAUUGGAACAGGCCUUAGCGGGUAUUAUGCCAACGAAUGUUGGAUCUAGACGAUCAAGUCACGCUGUAAAGCAACUCUCCGUAACCAAAGAUGACAGCUUUGAAGAGGAAGAGGAAUCCGAUGAUGACGUGGAAGAGAGCGAGGAGAAGAAACAAAAACGAAUGGAGAAGGAAAUACGCAAUAUGAGAAAUAAGAUCUCGCACCUGAAGCAAAAACAAGAUAACAUGAAGAGAGAGCGAAUGGGCUACAAAAUGGCAUUGAAAAACCAACAAGCGGCGCUUAAGGAGGAAAAACGGAAGUAUAAGGAGUUAAAACGUGAAGUGGACAAAAUGGCAGCAAUGAUGAAAGAAGUAGGUUCUGAGGACGAGGAAGAGGAAGAAGAAGAGGAGGAGUCGGAAGAAGAGAAAAAGAGUGAGAGUGAGGAGGAGGAGUCUGAAACUGAGACGGAGCAGGACACAGAGAGCGAAACUGAGAGUGAAAGCGAACCUGAGGAAGCGCCGUUGCCAAACAAAAAAGAAAAUCUCACGAAACGCCUUAAGCGACAUGAAACCAGGGUGAAUGCGCUAAAGAAAGGAAAUGCCCUUUUGAUGGCUAACGUGGAUCGCUUGAAAGACGAUGUCCUGAAGCAGAGAGAAGAGUCCAUGACAUUACAAAAGGAGUUGGACUCUUUAAUCGAUGACCUCGAA
Messenger RNA from Iphiclides podalirius (scarce swallowtail), 2751 nucleotides. Lineage: Eukaryota; Metazoa; Arthropoda; Insecta; Lepidoptera; Papilionidae. The record is from the annotation of a GenBank genome assembly.